AUGUUCAAAACUCAACCCCUGAAAGUGGCCCAAUCGCAGAAUGGGGCUCUGCAAAAGUCGCGAGCGCCCGUGGCAGAGGAGAUCGUCUUCUCGUUUGGGUCUCCACCAACCGUGCUCAACACGGGCACGGGCAGAUUGGCUGCUGCUUUUGUGGAAACCUUGGAGGUCACCGAUAUCCGAUAUGCUGUGACCUACUAUGGACCCUUUCUGCGGGAGAUCCCCCAACGAUUGGGCAACAGCACCGUGCUUGAUUCGGCCGUGAAAGCCGUGUCCUCUGCAUACCCCUAUGUCCACAAAGGGGCCUUUCCAACAUCGGUAUUGGUCAAUUAUGGUCAAUCGCUGCGGGCACUAAGGGAUUGCUUGAAUAAUCCAUCCGAAGCUCGGACGGCCCAUACACUAUGUGCCGUGUACUUAAUCACCAUCUGUCAGAGCUGGCUAGGGAAGGUGGAUGAUUCAUUGACGAGUCACAGCGAGGCAAUCGCCUGUCUUCUCAAGGCUUCCUCUCUAGGUGAAUGGAGAUCGCACUUUGAGAUGGAGAUGGUCAUCACGCUCUGUGUUCCUAUCAUCCUCGAAGGCGUCAUCAACCCUCGCAUCAGAAUGGACCCCCACUUUUGGGAAAUGAUGACCACCUUCAGGAAACGUCUGAAUCCACAAGCAUUCGAGAAAUCGAAGGAUUCCACGCAGCUGCAUCAUCUGGCUAUGCUUCCAGAGUUUGUUCAACACCCCGAUCCAUACGCAUUCGAAAUCGCCAAAAUGUACCUUUCACUGAAAAGGGAUGCCGGAAUAGUCAAGAUGGGUCUGGACCAGUUCGCGACCUUUGUUCCGAAUUCAUUUUCGGGCCCUUAUGUUGACAAACACUCGAAGCUCCAGGCUGCUUAUACCAUCGUUUCCACACUAGCUGUGUUACUGAACACUUUACUCCGUCUUUUCAACCCAUCAAAUCCGACCUUAGAACAAGAAACCGCGUUUUUCUGCGAAGAGAUUCUCACCCAGGCUCAAUUAGCCCAAUGUUACCGGCCCAUGGGAUCAGCAUACAUGCCCCUGUCUCUGGUUGUUGCUUGGGCCUCCACGAAUGACAUCGUCCAACUGGCAAGAAUAGAGGCCCUUCUCGCUGACUAUCAAAACGACUUUGCUGAACUACCCUGGAUGAAUCGUGGAAUCUGGCUGGCCUCCUUGCUGAACAGCCAUCGUGAAAGAAUCGCCUUGGAAAUGACCGGGAGCGUAAGCCCUAUCUCUAAUCCGGGCGAAGUGAGUGACCGUGGCGAAUCUUGUUGUAUCCUUUGA
Penicillium olsonii is the source of this 1284-nucleotide messenger RNA. The record is from the annotation of a GenBank genome assembly. Lineage: Eukaryota; Fungi; Ascomycota; Eurotiomycetes; Eurotiales; Aspergillaceae.